This is a messenger RNA of Mirounga angustirostris (Northern elephant seal), 5385 nucleotides long. RefSeq names its product translational activator of cytochrome c oxidase 1. The record is from RefSeq and is a predicted model, not a curated record. The transcript is spliced from 5 exons. Gene Ontology annotation, cellular component: mitochondrion. Lineage: Eukaryota; Metazoa; Chordata; Mammalia; Carnivora; Phocidae. The coding region runs from base 207 to 1103 and encodes 298 amino acids.
GGCACCCGCGCCCGGCUUCCGCGGGUUUGCUAUUGGGACGGUCGCGUCCGGGCUGCCCGGGGCUGGCCUGAGCCCUUGGGUCUCUGGUGACGGGUAGAGGCGGCCGCAGGCUCAGGACCUGCUCGUUUCCGCCUCGGACGCCACGGGCUGACCUUGGCCGCUGCUCGUUGGCUGUUCUUGCUGACCUUGGUCCAGGGUCGGCGCCGAUGGCAGCUUGGGCCGCCGUCAGCCUGAGCAGGGUCGCUGCCCGGUGCUUGCCGGGGGCGCGAGGCCCCGGGGUCCGGGCGGCUCUUCCGCCCCCCCGCGCGGCUUCCCAGCCUGAGCCCACGGGCUGUACCCCCGCUCUGGGCAGGACGCUGCACCUCACCGCGGCGGUCCCCGCCGGGCACAACAAGUGGUCCAAAGUCCGGCAUAUCAAGGGUCCCAAGGACGCCGAAAGGAGUCGCAUCUUCUCCAAGCUCUGUUUGAGCAUCCGCCUGGCAGUUAAAGAAGGAGGCCCCAACCCUGAGCACAACAGCAGUCUGGCCAACAUCUUAGAGGUGUGUCGCAGCAAGCACAUGCCCAAGUCAACGAUUGAGGCAUCGCUGAAAAUGGGGAAAACCAAGGAUGUUUAUUUGCUGUAUGAGGGCCGAGGCCCUGGUGGCUCUUCUCUGCUCAUUGAGGCAUUAUCUAACAGUAGCUCCAAGUGCUAUUCAGACAUCAGACAUAUCCUGAACAAGAAUGGGGGAAUGAUGGCUGAUGGAGCUCGCCACUCUUUUGACAAAAAGGGGGUGAUCGUGGUUGGAGUGGAGGACAGAGAGAAGAAAGCUGUGAACCUAGAGCAUGCCCUGGAGCUGGCAAUCGAAGCAGGAGCUGAAGAUGUCAAGGAAACUGAAGACGAAGAGGAAAAGAACAUUUUUAAAUUUAUUUGUGAUGCCUCUUCACUGCAUCAAGUGAGGAAGAAGCUGGACUCCCUGGGCUUGUGUUCGGUGUCCUGUUCACUAGAAUUCAUCCCCAACACAAAGGUGCAGCUGGCUGACCCCGACCUGGAGCAGGCCGCCCUUCUCAUCCAGGCUCUUGGCAACCAUGACGACGUGAUCCAGGUCUAUGACAACAUUGAGUAACCAGGCUCUGUGUGCCCCCGGGGGCCUUCUUAGGCAACUGGCAGCUCAUUCUGGAGCACAGGCUUCUGCAGCGACUCUGAGACUGAAGCAGAUUGGAGGCCUAGCAGGUUAGGAGGCAUAAAACCAAGACCUGCAGCUUUGUGGCCAAGGGAAUCACCAACUCCGUGGGGCCUCUUUGUCAGCUCUGCUGGUGUCUCAGAGCCCUCCUGGCUGCAGGGUGGAGCCAGCCGGCUAACCAGACUCUGAUCUUAGGAAGUUGGCCCUUGUGGGCAUGGCAGGUGCCCUGAGGGCCCUUGUACUAGAAACUGCUCUUAAAUAAUGUGACUGAUCUGAGUUGCUAUACUCCUGUUGUAUGGCUCUUGAGUUUUCCUGGGUUUUUAUCCAGCUGUUGGGAUGCUCUUGACUUCCUUUGAAGUCUGUAGGUUUAGUUUCACUACUCCAGUCCCAGCCCUUUUUUUUUUGACCAGAGAAAUGUAGCUCUCUACAGGGACCACUCUGUGCUCUAAUGCUGGUCUGGUGGCCUAAAGCUGUCAUUAAUCAUGCAAAUAGUAUUUGUCAAACACCUGUGUACCAGGAACUGCACUUAACCAGGAGCACAAGCUGUUCAGUUGGUGCCCUGUGUUAGAUCCUGCUCUAAGACAUAGGACCUCAGAGGUCAGACACAGGACUGCUGUCUGCUGGAACUACCCUAGGGCAGUGUGAACUGCUGUGCAUGCAUCCUUGUUCUCUUCUUGGGGCCUCUGUGCCCUCCUUCUGCCAGACAGCUUAAGGCUCUAACACAGUAGGAAAUCAAGUGCCAAUGAUAAGGGACUCCCAGGCCCUGCCUCACCCAGGCCCCAUGUGUUCUGAGAUUGGUCAGAGCAGACCUGUCAGCAGAUUGGACUGCUCUCAGGAAAGGCUACGCCAAGCUGGCUUUGAAAGCUACUUGAUCGCCAGAAUGCCCGCCCUAGCUCCUUUUCAUCCCUGCUGCCGAAUGAUGCGGCACGGAACUGGAGAGGAAAUGAGAGUAGAAGGAGGGUGAAGGACUGAGUCAGAGCCUAGCCAGCUGGGAAAGAGGACCCUUCGUACCUUUGGCUCCUAAGUGUCACUUUUGGGUUUAGAGAGACCGGGAGUGCCAGUCACCUGUGCAGGGGCCUGUCACACAUGUCAGGCCUGGAGUGGCUUUUUGAUCAUUUAUUCUCCCUUAAUUCGUUCUGUACUAGGCAGGACCCAGAAGACUUGCUCAUCAGGUGGAGAAGGGGCCCUUUGUCCCAUUUUUCCCUUCUAUAGCCAUAUGAUGUCCAGGUCUUAAAAUGUAGCACCAAGACUGGAAUCUUAAAUGAUGAGCAAUGUCUUUGCAUCCCCUAAACUGCAAUCAGGGCAGAAAGAAGGGGAUGGGGAUAUGUUUGGAUUUUUUCCCUUGCCUGGUGGUAGCUACAUAAUCUCCUUCAGAAGUAUGCAUGUCGGGCGCCUGGGUGGCUCAGUUGGUUAAGCGACUGCCUUCAGCUCAGGUCAUGAUCCUGGAGUCCCCAGAUCAAGUCCCGCAUCGGGCUCCCCGCUCAGCGGGGAGUCUGCUUCUCCCUCUGACCCUCCCCCAUCUCAUGCUCUCUCUCUCGCUCUCUCUCAUUCUCUCUCAAAUAAAUAAAUAAAAUCUUUAAAAAAAAAAAAAAAGAAGUAUGCAUGUCUAUAUUCCAAAGGCUGGGUGAGAAAUGGCUUUUUGAUCCCUGUUACUCACCUACUCAUAAGUCGUGUAAGCCAGUUCUGAGAUCAGAGUAAUUUUCCUGAAGGAGCUUCAGGUAAAUGAGGAGAACAAAAACCAAAUUGGCUGGCUAUAAAUAAUAACUUCAGCUUCUAGGAAAACAGAUUACUAAUUCCAUGAUGACUUUAACAGUUGGAGAGCAAAGGCUAAGGAAAGAAAAACCAAUGAAAUAACCCACAAAAUGCCAAAGCAUAUCUCUUAUACCUAAUUUCAUAAUCAUGAUACCACCUGGCAUUCUUUAGUUGUUUUUUUUUUUUUUUAAGAUUUAUUUGUAAGCGAGAGAGCAGGGGGAGGGGCAGAGGGAGAGAGAGAGAAUCCCAAGCAGGCUCCACACUCAGCACUGAGCCCAACGCAGGGCUCGAUCUUAUGACCCUGAGAUCAUGACCUGAGCUGAAAUCAAGAGUUGGAUGCUUAACCAACUGAGCCACCCAGGUGCCCCACAUUCCUUAGUUUUUAAAGGAGAUAACUCAUCCAAAUAGUGCACUUCAAAGUUUAAGUGCUGCUUUGUAAUUUAUAAGAUACUUUUACGUGUUAUUUAUUUUAUUUUCACAGCAAACCUAUAAAAUAAUCAGGCCAAGUAUUUUAUGCACAAAUGGUCUCAUAGCCAAGCAGGUGAGAAUAGGUCUAAUACUACACCUUACAUUGAUAGACCUUGGUUUAUAAAAAUAGUUGUUUUGUAAAUGUUUAAUAUAAUUAUAAUUUGGAAGAAUCUGAUAAUUUCUGAUCUGAGAAAUCUGCACCAGGAGAGUCUGCUCUGGUAGGGAACUUGGCUAUUCAUGUGAAUAGUCCUCUAAUGUAAUAGAUAGGAUUUGCUAAUCAGGACUUUUGUGUAACCAGUUUUCUUACAGCAAGGCUUUGAAUGGUUCUGCACUGACCCCUGGUGGUGCCCUGCAGUCUUUCCUGUGGCUAAUAUGGGAAAGGCAGAAAUGAAGCCUUAUUUGGACCUGUUCUGCCUCUAAGACUGCUAGAGACCCUUAGCUACAUAGGUUAAAUAGUUAAGUAACUAUUUAACUGAAUAGUUAAGUAGAGAGGAUAUGCAUUAUUCUGCCACUAAAAAUUAUUUUUUGAAGAAAUUUUAUGUCAGAAAAUGUUUACAAUGUAAAGUGGAAAACAAAGAUGUAAAGCUAUGUGUAUAAUAUGGUCCCAAUUUUAAAAAUAUAGUCAUACUUUAUGAACUCUAAAAGAAAAAGAGUAGAAGGAAGUGUAUCAGAAUCUCAAAACUGGUUAUCUCUCGGUGGUGAUGUUAUCACUGAGUUUUAUUUUCUAUAAUCAUAUAUUUUAUCAGGGGAAACAUUUUUAAAAAAAGAAAACUAGUCACAUUAUUGUCCAGCUAGGGUGACAGCAGGUGAGAGGCCAGGAGUCAGGCAUACCUUAAACUCCAAAGAAUGAGAUCUGGUCUUGGCUUGGCCUUAUCUUUGGUCAUUGUCUUAGCAGACAAAAUCGUUCAGUGCUUUGCAGCUGGCUUCAGCUCACUUUCAAGUGACCUUCCAUGGGAUGGGAGUAUUUGUGACAGGUUCCGUCCAUAGCCUUGACUCUCACAAGAAGCGUUCACGUGGUAUGUAGCCGCCUUCCCUUUGCCAGAGGCCCCAGCUAAAUCGAACAGGAACCAUGAAGGCUCUGCUUCCAGCCCACAAUGGAAAUUCAGCCAUGGCCUGAGUUACUCUUUUGUUGUUUUGUUUUGUUUUGUUUUGUUUUACUCUCUGAAACUUAUAGCACAACAGUGAAUAAAACUUCACAUUCGAAGAAACCCCAACUUGUAGACUUUUAUUUGAAUCCCUGGGGACUCCUCUGGAGCCAUUCUGAAGAGGAAAUAAAUGAGCCAGUAGGUCUGGCAAGAGUGAGUGUUAUGAUAGAUACCAUACUAGUCUUGACCGGAACUGCUUUCUCCCCUUAUGCCCUCCCCAGACGCUGAACAGGAUAGUAGUUUUUGCUUUUCCGCUUUUUGUCUUUCUUUUGUCCAUGUGAAAGAGGUCUGUGUUUUUGGAAUGAAUAAGUGACCCUCAAAUGGGGGGAUUCCCUACCCCCUUCCUCCUAAGAUAUAACCACCAUUAACAAUCUACUCUGUAUUAUUUUACUCCUUGGAACCAAUCUGCUGGGGAACAGAUUUAAACUCUGCCAAUUGCCAGCAACCUUGGACAAAAAUUUAACCUCUUUGCAUCUAUUUCCUCGUCUACAAAAUGAGUACAAUAGUAUGAUAUCAUAGGGCUAUUUUGACAAGUAAGUUAACAUAUGUUAAGCACUUAAAACAGUGCCUGGCAAUAGUAAGUGCUCAAUAAAUGUUGGCCUUUCACCCACCCCCACUAAGUAUGAAUGAACAUUUUUUAAAACUGAAAUGUGAUCACCUUCUACAUUUCUGCUUUAUAAGUUGUUUUUGUUUUUUUCAUUUCACAAUGUAUCCUGGAUGCUGCAAUGAACAUUACUUACCUUUGCUCACUUGCCUAGUGUUCCUUAGGAUAAAUUUAUAGAAAUGGAAUUUCUAAAUGAAAAGCAAUUUUUCCCUAUUAGUUAAUGUCAAUAAUAUAUAAAAUAUCACAGUUGUAAAAA